Molecule: messenger RNA, 3332 nt
Organism: Dipodomys spectabilis (banner-tailed kangaroo rat)
Lineage: Eukaryota; Metazoa; Chordata; Mammalia; Rodentia; Heteromyidae
Gene: Inpp5j
Product: inositol polyphosphate-5-phosphatase J
Exons: 14
Coding region: 113-3226 (1037 amino acids)
Biological process (GO): negative regulation of peptidyl-serine phosphorylation; phosphatidylinositol dephosphorylation
Cellular component (GO): plasma membrane; cytoplasm; ruffle
Molecular function (GO): phosphatidylinositol-3,4,5-trisphosphate 5-phosphatase activity; phosphatidylinositol-4,5-bisphosphate 5-phosphatase activity
Source: RefSeq, a predicted model, not a curated record
GUCUCUGCCCUACCUCAGGUUGAAACGGGCUGAUGACAUCACUGGUUCCUGGGAGCUGCGGAGCUGGAGCCUGAGCCCAAGGGAGCCGGGCUGCCUGCCGGGGGCUGCAGAAAUGGAGGGCCGGAGCAGUGGGGACAGCAGGAGGCUAGGGACCCCGGGGAGCUUGGGCCCCUCACCUGUGCUCCAUGGGCCUUCUCAAACUGGUACACCCUCCAAGGUGGACUCAAGUUUUCAGCACCCAGCCAAGAACACAGCCCCGGUACCCUCAGAACCCAGGCUGGCUCUGGCACCUGUGGGACCUCGAGCAGCUACAUCACCUUCCUCAGAGGGGCCAAGGCUGGCUCUGGCAUCUCCCCGGCCCAUCCUGGCUCCACUGUCUACCCCUGGGGGACAGAAAAGAGCCCCUGCCCCCCACAGCUCCAGUCCGGCCCCUACAUCUGUGAGCCAAUUGGUGGUAUCUGCCUCAGCGGGCGCCAAGCCUCCCCCAGCCACCUCAGCUUCAGUCUUAGCCCCCACAUCACUGGGGCAGCUUGUAAUCUCAGCCUCAGCAAUGCCAAGGCAGCCACCAAGCUCUCUGGGACCCAGUCAAGCUCCAACCUCCAAGGACCAGAAGCCAUUGUCACCCACCUCCAUGGGAUCUAAACCAGCACUGGCAGCCUCGGGCCUAAGCCUGGCCCUGGCUUCUCAGGAGCAUCCUCUUCCAUCCCCCUCCAGCCCUUCCCCGGUGCCUAGUCCAAUUCUGUCUCCUUGUCAGGAGCAGUCUUUGACUCCAGCAUCUGCAAUAUCAGCCCCAGUUUCUAUGGGAUGGACACCAGCUAAACAGAGGGAUGUCCCAGCCCCUAGACCUCUUCCCCCUUCUGAGGGUCGUCUCCAGCCUCCAGCUCAGGCAUCUGCUCCUACCAGCUCCCCAGCCUUAAUCCAAACCUCCCCAGACCCCCGGGUUUCUCCUUCCUUCCGAGCCCGGCCUGAAGCCUCCCGCAAUAGCCCUGAAGAUCCUGUCCUGCCACGCCCACCCCACACCCUACCCUUGGAGGUGGGUACCAGCCUUCCAGAGUCUGGCACUCGCUCCCCUGGACUGUUGUCACCUACCUUCCGGCCAGGAACCUCCUCAGGCCAGACUGUGCCCCCACCUCUGCCCAAGCCACCCCGGUCUCCCAGCCGCUCCCCAAGCCGUUCCCCAAACCGUUCUACCUGUGUUCCCCCAACCCCUGAGGUGGCUCUCCCCAGGCCUGGCACCCAGGGUGCGGGGCCUGACACCCAGAGACCAAAGUCUGGCACCCAGAGUCCAGGGUCUGGCACCCAGAGUCCAGGGUCUGGCAGCCAGGGUUCAGGGCCUGGCACCCAUACUGCAGGGGCUGGCAGGUGCCUGAGUCCUAAGCUUCAGACCUCAGAAGCCCCAGUCGCCAUCUCUCCUACAUCCAUCUCGGCACCCUCCUCUUGGUCAGCUCAACCUACCUGCAAGAGCGACCCCGGAUUCCGGAUCACUGUGGUUACUUGGAAUGUGGGGACCGCCAUGCCCCCUGAUGAUGUCACCUCUCUCCUCCACCUGGGUGGCGGCGAUAACAGUGAUGGUGCAGAUAUGAUCGCCAUAGGGUUGCAGGAAGUCAAUUCCAUGAUCAACAAGCGCCUCAAGGAUGCUCUCUUCACUGACCAGUGGAGUGAGCUCUUCAUGGACGCUCUAGGGCCCUUCAACUUCGUGCUGGUGAGUACAGUCCGGAUGCAGGGUGUCAUCCUUCUGCUGUUCGCCAAGUACUACCACUUGCCCUUCUUGCGGGACGUGCAAACAGAUUGCACGCGCACUGGCCUGGGUGGCUACUGGGGUAACAAGGGUGGAGUGAGCGUGCGCCUAGCGGCCUUCGGGCACAUGCUCUGCUUCCUGAACUGCCACCUGCCAGCCCACAUGGACAAGGCCGAGCAGCGCAAGGACAACUUUCAAACCAUCCUUAGCCUUCAGCAGUUCCAGGGCCCCGGAGCGCACGGCAUCCUAGAUCACGACCUUGUGUUCUGGUUUGGGGACCUGAACUUCCGCAUCGAGAGCUAUGACCUGCACUUUGUCAAAUUCGCCAUCGACAGCGACCAGCUCCAUCAGCUCUGGGAAAAGGACCAGCUCAACAUGGCCAAGAACACAUGGCCCAUCCUGAAGGGCUUCCAGGAGGGACCCCUUAACUUUGCUCCCACCUUCAAGUUUGACGUGGGUACUAACAAAUACGACACCAGUGCAAAGAAGAGGAAGCCAGCCUGGACAGAUCGUAUCCUGUGGAAGGUCAAGGCUCCAGGUGGAGGCCCCAGCCCCUCAGGACGGGAGAGCCAUCGGCUCCAGGUGACCCAGCACAGCUACCGAAGCCAUAUGGAAUAUACAGUCAGUGACCACAAGCCAGUGGCUGCCCAGUUCGUCCUACAGUUUGCCUUUAGGGACGAUGUGCCAUUGGUGCGGCUGGAGGUGGCGGAUGAGUGGGUGCGGCCAGAGCAAGCUGUGGUGAGGUACCGCAUGGAAACUGUGUUCGCCCGCAGCUCCUGGGACUGGAUUGGCUUGUACAGGGUGGGUUUUCGGCAUUGCAAGGACUACGUGGCCUAUGUCUGGGCCAAACACGAAGAUGUGGACGGCAGCAUCUACCAGGUGACCUUCAGUGAGGAUUCCUUGCCCAAAGGCCAUGGCGACUUCAUCCUGGGUUAUUACAGCCACCACCACAGCAUCCUCAUCGGAGUCACGGAACCCUUCCAGAUCUCGCUGCCUACCUCAGAGUCGGCCAGCAGCAGCACCGACAGCUCUGGCACCAGCUCGGAGGGCGAGGACGACAGCACCCUAGAAUUACUCGCACCCAAGUCCCGCAGCCCUAGUCCUGGCAAGUCCAAGCGCCACCGGAGUCGGAGCCCGGGCCUCGCCCGCUUCCCCAGUCUCGCCCUGCGGCCCUCCUCGCGAGAACGCCGCGGUGCCAGCCGGAGUCCCUCGCCGCAGAGCCGCCAGCUGCCCCGGCCGGCCCCUGAUCGGGGCAGUGGCGGUGGCAGCCGGGGCAGCAGCGGAGAAGGAUCCUCAGGGCUGCCUGGCCCCUGGGCCUUCCCCCCGGCGGUGCCCCGAGGCCUGGGCCUACUGCCAGCCUUGCGAUUGGAGCCCGUCGACCCCGGUGGUGGCUCCUGGGGACCCGAUGGGGAGGCUCCCAACUCGGACAGCCUGUCUCCCAGCCCCCAAGGCCGGCAUGGGCUGGAGGAAGGGGGUCUGGGGCCCUGAGGGUAGACAGCAGGGGCGCCCAGGUGGCCACCCGCCCCCCUCCCUGCCGCCUCGAUGGCCCACAAACCUGCCUGCCUCUCCUGCUGCUGCCCCAGCUGCGUCCCCG